Messenger RNA from Rubroshorea leprosula, 3105 nucleotides. NCBI's taxonomy places the organism in Eukaryota, Viridiplantae, Streptophyta, Magnoliopsida, Malvales, Dipterocarpaceae. The record is from the annotation of a GenBank genome assembly.
ACUCGCUAGGGUUUUCUGUUCUCCACGGAGUUUCUGCUCUACCGCCUCAAACUGCUCAGAAUCCAAGAGUGUGUUUGAAUCUCUAACUUUAACUCAUUCAGAAGGAUGGGAUCGCGAUUCUGGACUCAGGGUGGCAGUGACACUGAGGAAGAGGAGAGUGAUUAUGAAUCUGAGGUUGAAAGUGGGGCAGCUGGGGAGUCUGCUGCCCCGACUGCUAGAAGCAGAUAUCUUGAGGGAAAUGCGAGUGACUCAGAUGACUCUGAUGGGCAAAAGCGUGUUGUCAGGUCUGCCAAGGACAAGAGAUUUGAGGAAAUGAAUGCUACAGUUGACCAGAUGAAGAAUGCUAUGAAGAUUAAUGAUUGGGUUAGCCUGCAAGAGAGUUUUGACAAGAUAAAUAAGCAGCUUGAGAAGGUGAUGCGUGUAACAGAGUCUGACCGUGUUCCCAAUCUUUACAUCAAGGCUCUUGUGACGUUGGAAGAUUUCCUAAGUCAAGCUCUAGCAAAUAAGGAUGCAAAAAAGAAGAUGAGUAGUAGCAAUGCCAAGGCCUUGAAUUCAAUGAAACAGAAGCUAAAGAAGAACAAUAAACAGUAUGAAGACCUGAUUAAUAAGUACAGGGAACAUCCUGAGAGUGAGGAGGAGAAGGAAGAAGAUGAGGAAUCCGAGGAGGAUGAGGAAGAGGAAUCGGAGUUUGAGGAGGAUCCCACCAAGAUUGCUGAGUCUGAAAAUGAUGAAGAAGGUGAAGAAGAGGAAGAAAGGGAUGAUGAUACUGAUCGCCAUGGAGGUUGGGAGAGGAAGAUGAGCAAGAAAGAUGAACUAAUUAAGAAGCAGUUCAUGAAAGACCCAAGUGAGAUCACCUGGGAUACAGUUAACAAAAAAUUUAAAGAGGUUGUGGCUGCUAGGGGCAGGAAGGGAACUGGGAGGUUUGAGCAAGUUGAGCAGCUUACUUUCCUGACAAAGGUUGCCAAGACUCCUGCCCAGAAGCUUGAGAUACUGUUUAGUGUCAUCUCCGCUCAAUUUGAUGUUAAUCCAGGUCUUACUGGCCACAUGCCAAUAAAUGUGUGGAAGAAGUGUGUGUAUAAUAUGCUGGGUAUACUAGAUAUUCUGACUCAGCAUCGCAACAUUGUGGUAGAUGACAUGGUUGAGCCUGAUGAGAAUGAAAGUCAGAAGGGUGCUGAUUACAAUGGCACGAUUCGUGUUUGGGGGAACUUGGUUGCCUUCGUAGAGAGAGUAGAUAAUGAGUUCUUUAAGAGCUUGCAGUGCAUCGAUCCUCAUACUCGUGAUUAUGUUGAAAGGCUAAGGGAUGAACCUAUGUUUUUGGUUCUUGCACAAGAUGUCCAGGAAUAUUUGGAGAGUAUUGGGGAUUUCAAAGCUGCUGCGAAGGUUGCUCUGAGGCGUGUUGAGCUCAUCUAUUAUAAGCCUCAAGAGGUGUAUGAUGCUAUGAGAAAAUUGUCUGAACAAUCAGUAGAUGGGGAAAAUGCUGGUGAUGAGCCAAAAGUGGAGGAAACUCGUGGACCAUCUGCUUUUGUCGUAACUCCAGAGCUUGUUCCAAGGAAGCCCACCUUUUUUGAAAAUAGCAGGACAAUGAUGGAUUUGCUGGUGUCCCUUAUAUACAAACAUGGAGAUGAGCGCACCAAAGCCCGUGCAUUGCUUUGUGAUAUUUACCACCAUGCGCUUCUGGAUGAGUUCGCAACUGCUCGUGAUUUGCUGUUGAUGAGUCACUUGCAGGACAAUAUUCAGCAUAUGGAUAUUUCAACCCAGAUACUGUUCAACAGGGCCAUGGCACAGCUUGGUCUCUGUGCAUUUCGAAUUGGACUAAUUGCAGAAGGACAUAGCUGCCUUUCUGAAUUAUAUUCUGGUGGGAGAGUGAAGGAGUUGCUUGCACAAGGUGUCUCACAAAGUCGAUACCAUGAGAAAACCCCAGAACAGGAGAGAUUGGAAAGGAGGCGUCAAAUGCCAUACCAUAUGCACAUAAAUCUUGAGCUUUUGGAGGCUGUGCAUCUGAUAUGUGCUAUGCUCCUUGAGGUGCCUAACAUGGCAGCUAACAACCAUGAUGCCAAACGCAAGGUAAUAAGCAAGACAUUUAGGAGGUUGCUUGAGGUAAGCGAAAGGCAAACAUUCACAGGGCCCCCUGAGAAUGUCCGGGAUCAUGUGAUGGCUGCCACCAGGGCCCUUAGUAAGGGAGAUUUCCAGAAGGCCUAUGAUGUCACCACCUCUCUUGAUGUUUGGAGGCUCCUUAGGAAUCGGGAGAAUGUUCUUGAGAUGCUGAAAGUCAAGAUAAAGGAAGAAGCUUUAAGGACCUACCUCUUUACAUACUCUUCUUCCUAUGAAUCUCUUAGCUUGGAUCAGCUCACCAAAAUGUUUGACCUGUCAGAUGCCCAGGCUCACAGCAUUGUUAGCAAGAUGAUGAUUAAUGAAGAAUUGCAUGCAAGUUGGGACCAGCCAACCAGAUGUAUUGUCUUCCAUGAUGUCGAAUACACAAGGCUACAGGCAUUGGCAUUCCAAUUGACUGAAAAGCUUUCAGUUCUCGCUGAAAGUAAUGAGAGGGCUGUAGAGGCAAGGAUUGGUGGUGGUGGCCUGGAUCUACCUCUCAGGCGGAGAGAUAACCAGGAUUAUGCAGCUGGAACUGCUACUACUGGUGGUAGGUGGCAAGACAUGUCUUUCACCCAGGGAAGGCAAGGCACUAGUGGGCGUUCAGGAUAUGGUGCUGGUGGUGGGAGACAAUUGGCUCUAGGACAGGCUGGUGGAGGAGGCUACCGAUCUGGUCAGUUGCGAGGAGCAGCUGGAUAUUCUGGGAGGACUGCUUCGUCAAUUAGAGGUUCUCAGAUGGAUGGUUUGAGCCGCAUGGUCAGUCUUAACCGUGGGGUGCGUGCUUAAAUUAUCAUAUAGCAGCGAUUGAAUGGAAGAGGGCAAUUUUCAGAAUGCUUGGUUUUGUUUAUGAAAUUGUAGUAGAGCAGACCAGAAUGUUGUUUGGCUUUUAAACAUUUUUAAUUUAUUUAUCUCCGUAGUUUUGGAAUGUCAUAGAUACUAAACUAUGCAACCAUAUUUAUGAAAUUUGUUCGAUGCAUUUUUGCUUCUCACCCAUGUGGCCCAGAAUUUCUUGUUUUA